Messenger RNA from Thalassophryne amazonica, 2105 nucleotides. Its product is annotated as tubulin-specific chaperone cofactor E-like protein. Gene Ontology annotation, biological process: protein folding. The record is from RefSeq and is a predicted model, not a curated record. Gene Ontology annotation, molecular function: alpha-tubulin binding. Lineage: Eukaryota; Metazoa; Chordata; Actinopteri; Batrachoidiformes; Batrachoididae.
CACAAGAAAAAAAAAUAUCCAGCCGGUUUGUUUUUCAUCAUGGGAAAUUUAAAAUAGACGUUUCAGCUGUGGCUCUUGAGUUCAAGGCAGAUUUGCCCUUGGAACGUGCCAGGUGGACCAUCCAAACCCUCAUUUUACAGUGACAGUUGAGCAAAAAGUGAGCAGCAUUACCUCUGAAGACAUCUUUAUUGUUCUCAGUCCUGAAACAGACAAAGACCAGUGAUAGUGGCUGAACUGGGGGGAAACUGCAGCACUGUCCGGCUGAGGGGGGAGGUCUUAAGUUGGUGGGAGUCAUGGAGCCGACAGAAGACGGGGAGGAUCGGACAUUUGUGGAGGUGAUCAGUGAAAAGUACAGCCUUGACAACUUCCCAUGCUGUCGAGGGCCUGGUAAGGGUGUCGUGUUAGUGGUACCCCCUGCUGGCCCUCAGGGUUCACCAAUAAAAGAACGUCUGAACUUACCCAGCGUGCUGGUCUUGGAAUCCUGUGGAAUCACCCGAGCAGGAGACCCAUCUGAGAUUGCUGCCUUCUGCGGACAUGUCAUGGAACUGGACCUGUCCCAUAACAAGCUGCAGGACUGGAAUGAGAUCAGUAAAAUAAUUUCCAACAUCCCCAAUCUGGAGUUCCUCAACCUGAGCUCCAACCCCCUGGCAGGAAUCACCCUUGCACCACAAUGUGCUGAAGCCUUUUCCACAGUCCGUCGCCUCGUUCUCAACAACACACAAGUGUCCUGGGACACUGUACUGCUGCUCACCCGGGAGACAUCAGAGUUGGAGGAGUUGUUCCUGUGCCUUAAUAAGUACAGUAGUGUGAGUGCCUCCACUGUCCCUUGUCCCACCCUGCGUCUGCUUCACAUCAGCGACAACAGCCUCCAGGACUGGGAUGAAGUUCGCAAGUUUGGUUCCAUGUUCCCCAAACUUGAACGUUUGGUUAUGGCUAACAACAAUUUGGCCUCCAUUCAGGACAGCAAGGAUAUUGUGCAAAGGCUUUUCCCCAACCUACGCUGUAUCAGCCUGCACAACUCAGGUCUUAACCGAUGGGAGGAUAUUGAGAAGCUGAAUUUCUUCCCUAAGCUGGAGGAGGUACGACUGCAGGGCAUUCCCUUACUGCAGACUUACACCAAACUAGAGCGACAGCUGAUGAUUGCGCAGCUUCCUUCCAUUUCUUUGCUGAAUGGGAGCAUUGUGUCUGCCAGUGAGCGAGAAGAUGCAGAGAGGUUCUUCAUCCGUUACUAUUCAGACCCUGAGGAGGAACUGCCUUACAGGUACGCUGCACUGUCUCACCACUAUGGGAAACUUGAACCACUGGCUGAGAUUGAUCUCCGACCCUCGCUGUCUGCACAGGUGGAGGUACACUAUGAGGAAACAGUGGAGCAGGUGAACAUCCGCUUGGAUCAGACGGUAGCAGAGCUGAAGAAACACGUGGCAUCAGUCGUCAGUUUACCCGCCAGCACUAUAAGGCUCUAUUACAUCGACAAAGGCUUAGCCUUCGGGCCGGAGGAAAUGAAAUACAGUACCCGAGCUCUCCACUCCUACAGCAUCCAAGAUGGUGACGAGAUAUUAGUGGUGCCCAAGACCAAGUGAGUGGCAGCUGUGUAUCUGGUUAAUGUGGAUCAGUCAGUGAUUGAAUGAUCGAUUUGGAGUAAUUUAUGACUGGACAAUGUAAAAUCACAGAAGUCCACCAAGCAGCCCAUUUGUGGUGGUGAACACCAUCAUGGAGUCUGGACAGUGGAUUUGUGUGGGAUGCUGCAAGCACCUGUGUGGAAAUGGAGCCAUUCUGGAGAGAAUUGUCUUGUUUUAUACCAAGCUUUAUUUGAGAGUAUUCACUAAGGAGCAACACGCAGUCGGCUAUCGGCUUAGGCAGAGGCCAUGGUGCCACUGCUCCAGCAGCUGUGCUGAAGCCCUUUAUCAUAGUGCACGUCAUGUACCAUAGCACUUCCACAGGCAGGUAUCCGCCCCUCUGGCUUGCCCUGGUGUUGCACCCUGUUUCGUAGUUGGGCAUUACUGUUGAGCGGUGGUGUUGGCCAGCACUGGUCAUGAAGUGCUUUUUUACUGUUGGCACAAUAUCUGCAGCAAACAUAAUCAAAGAAUGGAAAAAAAUAAAAAUUU